This is a messenger RNA of Penicillium concentricum, 1194 nucleotides long. Its product is annotated as intradiol ring-cleavage dioxygenase. The transcript is spliced from 3 exons. The record is from RefSeq and is a predicted model, not a curated record. Lineage: Eukaryota; Fungi; Ascomycota; Eurotiomycetes; Eurotiales; Aspergillaceae. Gene Ontology annotation, molecular function: oxidoreductase activity, acting on single donors with incorporation of molecular oxygen, incorporation of two atoms of oxygen; ferric iron binding. Bases 1 to 1194 code for a protein of 397 amino acids.
AUGGUCCAGCUAUCCAAAUUCCUCGCUAUUGCGGCUGCAUGCCUGGCGGCUCCUGCCAUUGCCCACCCCGGGGAGAAGCACGAUCUUCACGCCAUCAAACGUGAGAUCCAUACCCGGAAUUCCAUGGCCGCCCACGCUAAGCGUUCCCUCGGUGGAUGCGAGAGCACUUUCCAUGCCCGCGAGUUGAACAAGCGUAGCGUUUCCCGUCGCUCGCGCACCGUUCAGAAACUCCGCCAGAAGCACGGGAUUACUGCCGCUUCCCAGAAAUGGCGCCGCGACCUUGCUGCUCUGGAGAAGUGGGAGGCUAUUGACCACAACCGUACUGGCAUUCUGGACUACAGCCUCGCGACUCCGGAGUCAGUUGUCUUCGGUGCCAACACUAGCUUUGUUCUGUCACCCACUGUUACCGACGGUCCCUACUAUGUCUGGGGUGAGGUCGUGCGUCAGAAAGUCAAGGAGGAGCUGUACUCGGAUGGUGUGGAUGUUUUCCUCGAGGUGCAGUACAUCGACGUGAACACCUGCAAGCCUGUGCCUGGCGCGGUGGUUGAUAUCUGGCAAGCCAAUGCCACCGGUGUGUACAGUGGAAUCUCCGAGUCAGGCAACUACGCCGCAGACGGCUGGGACUCAACCUACCUGCGCGGUAUCCAGCAGACGGACCGCGACGGCGUCGCAACCUUCGAAACCAUCGUCCCAGGCCACUACGAAGGGCGAGCAACACACACCCACCUCCUCACCCACCUAAAUGCAACCCUCCUCCCCAACAAGACCCUCAAGGCCGACACCGGUAGCGUCGCCCACAUUGGCCAGCUCUUCUGGAACGAGGUCCUCCGCACUGCCGUCGAGGAUACAUACCCCUACAACACCAACACGCAGGGCGUCACCACCAACGCCGAGGAUACGUGGAGUAUCGAGCAGGCUGAUAGCGCUUACGAUCCCUUCCCCGAGUACAUUUACCUCGGUGAGGGCUUGGACGAUGGAUUGUUCGCUUGGAUUCAGAUUGGUAUCAACACUACCGCUGAUUACACUGAUGACUCGUACUAUAGUAUUGCUGCUUUCCACGAUGCUGAUGGUGGAUACCAGAAUACUGAUAGCUCGUUCGGUGGUGGUAGCGGUGGUGGUGCUCCUUCCGGUGCUGCUGGUUCUGCUCCUAGUGGUACCGGUAGUGUUAUGCCUAGUCCAUCUGCCUCUGCUUGA